AUGAGCUCCAUCCAGACUCUUUGCCGUGGCGUCCGCGCUGCUCCCCAAACUCUCCGUCUCGGUCUCACCCAGACCCGACGACUGAGCACCACAGAUCCUAGCCGCAGCGUUUCAAACGGCAGAGAUACAGCUGUCCACGAUCCCAUCAUGGACAGGUUCUGGGGAUCAACUCGCGUCAACAUGUCCGAGUCUUCUCCCAUCGUUACCGAGACUCCCAGCAUGUCUACCUCGUCUAGCCGAGACCCUCCUCUGGGCACCAACGUUUUUGAGCCCUCAUCUGCACCUCGCUGGUCUGGAAUCAACAUCCCCUCAGGCCGUCAAUAA
Molecule: messenger RNA, 324 nt
Organism: Fusarium pseudograminearum CS3096
Lineage: Eukaryota; Fungi; Ascomycota; Sordariomycetes; Hypocreales; Nectriaceae
Exons: 1
Coding region: 1-324 (107 amino acids)
Source: RefSeq, a predicted model, not a curated record